AUGAGCAUGGCGUACUUUGCUGCAUCAGGAGACAGGCCAGAGCAAUGUACGGAAUGGAGCUUUCGCCGUUGUUCUACGCGGCGGCAUCUUGCGAACAACGUUCAGUCUCGUCGGGCACGACCUGCCCCAAGUCGAACCACAAAGCAAGGCAUUAUAGUAGGGCAGGCAUUGCACUUCUGGAGCAGCAUCAAAGGUUGA
This is a messenger RNA of Purpureocillium lilacinum, 198 nucleotides long. NCBI's taxonomy places the organism in Eukaryota, Fungi, Ascomycota, Sordariomycetes, Hypocreales, Ophiocordycipitaceae. The record is from RefSeq and is a predicted model, not a curated record.